Molecule: messenger RNA, 3234 nt
Organism: Amphimedon queenslandica
Lineage: Eukaryota; Metazoa; Porifera; Demospongiae; Haplosclerida; Niphatidae
Product: serine/arginine repetitive matrix protein 1-like
Exons: 6
Coding region: 79-3051 (990 amino acids)
Biological process (GO): neuromuscular junction development; positive regulation of protein tyrosine kinase activity
Molecular function (GO): protein kinase binding
Source: RefSeq, a predicted model, not a curated record
CCACAGUUCAUGCCUACUCUGGUUGAAUAGAUCAUCAAAAGGAGCCAGCGAGAGAGAGACUAGUCUAUAAUUGUUAACAUGUCUAGUGGAGGAGCUCGUGGAGAAGUGGCUAGCAGAGAUCAAAUCCUGGUGGAUGGGUAUCUGAAGCGAAGGGAAGCAGGGACACUCGUGUACAGGUGGAGACACAGAUAUGUUGUUUUUAAGGUGUCAACGUCAGGAAAGUUAACGUUUACCGUCUUCAAGGACAAGCCGCCCACUCCUUCUAACGAGUUAUACGAACUACCAAUAGAGGAUUAUGGAGGGACUGACUCUAACGUUAAGAUUGACGGAGAGAAGAACGUCUUUGCCAUUUUACUAACCGACUCAACUGAAUGCUUUGCUACUGAGUCAGUUAAUGACUUGAAGAGGUGGACAAGAGUUUUGAAUGAAUAUCUUGGAAAAGAGCUUGUUCUCAGUAUAAAUGUUCCACACAAGCAGAAUAUACUCAAGCAGGGACGGGCAUUUAUUAGAAUAAGGAACAAUGGGUUUACCAUCAGUACAGCAGACACACCCCCUAGGUGCCAGGGGUCGUGGCAGAUACUCCAUAUAAGGAAAUUUGGAGGAAGCAAGUCGUUCAAAUUUGAGACGGGUUCAAAGUGUCCAUUAGGUGAGUCGACUUACGAAUUAGAAACUGAUGAACUUGAUAAGAUAAAGUCCGUCUUCACCGACCUCUCCAUGCACAAGCCGAUAUUCAUUGAUGACAGAACUGGACGAAGGAUGACCACAGAACACGGCAAACUGUCCCUCAUUCGAGAACACAUGAACAACAUGGUCGGAGGGCAUCCUCAGGUCAACUCAAGGCGGAGCCUUCAAGGGCGUGGCCAAAAAUACGAGAACUUCUCGUCUCAACGUCCUUCGUUUGAGAGAGGGCAGUCCCUCCAUCAGCUGCAUGAGAACAGAUAUCGUUCCAAUGCAAUAAUCAGAGAGGCUGAGAGAGAACUAAACUUUCAAACGCUUCCAUUACCACACAAGAGGCCACCACACCCCCUGCCUAAUGAUCCUGAUAAUGUUCAUUAUUAUAAUUUUAGAGCUAUCGAACAGUUUGCUCCUCCUCCUGUACCUCCUCCUUUUCAAAGAGCUGGCUCGGACCCGCCACAAGAACGACACCUCUAUCACAAUCACACUCCGUUUGAGAGCUUACCUGCUCGUAGGAGAAAAGACAGUUGUGAUGAAUCGGAUGAAGAAGAUUUUGUUGACAUGAAGCAUAUGGUCAAUGGUCAUCCAUCUUAUUCCAAUGGAGCCAAUAUUUAUGCUAAUUCAUCAAAUGAGGAUUCACUGUAUGUCAAUGGCCACGCCCACCACUCUAAUACCCAUGAUCCUGUGCUCUAUGCUAAUGGGGCUCAUGUUAGUGACCACACCCACUUUGGAAAUGACCACACCCACCAAUCUGAUAGUUUGUAUUAUAAUGUUGCAAUACAGAACGAGACUGAAGACCACGCCCAUCAAUUAUCGUACGAGAAUGUUACUCCAACUCAAUCACUCCAUUCAAAGCCAGUAAGUAGGUUAGUUAAAGUUAAUGGUGAUACAGCUCAUCAUAGCAUUCAAGAUGGUGACACUACCACUGCUGCUGCUGCUGAUGAUGAUGAUGAAGGAUCUCAUUUAUACUUUAACGUACCAAUUAGAAGUGAACUUAAACAUUCUUCUUCUGUCGAGUGUUUUCACAUACCUAAAGCUCCUUCAGUGAAUAAGUCAGCCCCGCCCCCUCCGGUUGCUAGGAAACGACUCAACUCCUCCUCCUCCUUCCCUAACCUCUGUGAGCUAGUGGAACAGAGAGACACUGAUGAAGCCAAAUCUCCGACUGAUGGCAAAUUUAAAAGUUCUGAAAAUAUCACAAUAGCCAAGACACGCCCCCAGCUGUAUGAUCGCUUAGCCCCUGCCAAUGGAAGUUCUGAAAAAUUGAAAUUUUCUCCGCCAAAAGAUCAUAGCCAUUCACCUCCGCCGAGUGUAUCUUUAAAAGGAGCUGCACAGGCUCCGCCCCCUCCUCCACCAGUGGUGUGGAACAGACGCCCACACACUUAUGAAGAUGUUGAGUUGGACGAGGAAGAUGGGUGGGGUUCACUCUCGUCUCCCUCUGAAGUAUCAGUAGAUGAGGAGGCCACUGAUCCUUAUAAACGGAAAGUAUCUUUACUAGGACACGAGCACUCGUAUGAAUAUGUACAAGUGCAGAAAUCUAAUAAACAACAAGAGCCACACCCCCAGCCCCACCCCUCCUCUUCUCCUCCGGAACCACAGCUGCGUAAGGUUCCUUCUCCCUCUCGCUCUAUUUCUCCUCGCGGUAACCGGGCAACCAUUUUAAAAUCACGCCCACCAUUACCAAUGCAGAAAGAAAGAGCAGCUGAGUCUGAUGCCACACCUACAAGAGACGCCCAGCACAGGCAGUCUGCUCCAGAGACUCAGUCCUUAUCAACCGCUGGGCCUCAGCCUAAGAAACCAAUCCCACCUCCUCGUAAACCCAGUGACCCUAAUCUUAAGAAGCCUCGUGUUAGUAUUGAUAAAGAGUUGGUUGAACUCUCAGCUAACGGCUCUAAGAGUCCCUCCCACAGAGUCCACAAGAACCCUCUCUCUCCGGAGCAUAAAGCAAAGCCUAGUCACCCGCCCAGACCUCCCAAACCAGACUGGAUCAAAAACCCUCAAACUAGCGCCCAAGCUGAGCUUCCUGCCCCACCAGUGACCAGUUAUAGAUCAAAGAUACUCCACGGGUUACCUCACCAGUCUUCUGUUCCAGCUGAUACCAGCAGACUCAAGAAAGAGGAGGGGAGGAAGCCAGCAGUGCCUCCUAAAAGAAGGGACUCUAGAGAUGACUGGGUGACUGAUAUGAACUACAUUCCUGUCAUUCUUCCAGAAGAAUCUAAGCUAAAGCCACAUGAGAUCGGAACUGGCAAGUUCCAAAUCAAACGUGUUCUUCCUAACGAUAUUUCUGUUAACUAUUCUGACGUGGAUCAUUUUCUGACCCACCAGAUCAAGGAACUGAGAGAAGAGAGGGAAAUUGAGAAAGGCCUUGCUAGCACGUAAUGCUGUUGUUGCUAUUGUUCUUGUAUUGUAUAUUUUAACACAGUCUCUUUUGGUGUAUUUUUAAUAUUAAUAAUAAUUGUAUUUUUAUAUCUGUUAUGACUGCUAAUCACUGCUUCAUUAUUGUUAUUAUUAUUAUUGUUAAGUAUUUUUGUUUAUUUUCUCUUGCAGUGCAAGUAUAUGAAA